This is a messenger RNA of Amyelois transitella, 1372 nucleotides long. It is a transcript of the gene EndoG, whose product is annotated as endonuclease G, mitochondrial. Bases 141 to 1070 code for a protein of 309 amino acids. The record is from RefSeq and is a predicted model, not a curated record. Gene Ontology annotation, molecular function: single-stranded DNA endonuclease activity; metal ion binding; nucleic acid binding. Gene Ontology annotation, cellular component: nucleus; mitochondrial inner membrane. Lineage: Eukaryota; Metazoa; Arthropoda; Insecta; Lepidoptera; Pyralidae. The transcript is spliced from 6 exons. Gene Ontology annotation, biological process: apoptotic DNA fragmentation.
AAGAUCAGCUGCAUUUUGACAUUUCACACAUAACCUAAAAUUGAUACCCUGUAAUAAUUCUUAAAAAUUGUACUUGUAUGAAAUACACUCGAAUAAGUGACGCAUUGUAGCACGAACAUUAGUGCCUUAUAUUACUUACAAUGUUUCGUAAGCGACUAGUGUAUUUGGCGCAACUAAGUGCUGUGGGUCUGACCGGGUACUACGCGGGUCAGUUUAGUGAAAAAUUUAAAAAUGACGAUGCUCAGACGGUGAUGAUUGAUGGUAAAAGGGUCCAGAGUAUGCCUGGCUUGCCUAUCUUUGGUACGGUUUCAGCUGCGACUCCAUUUAGUGAUGUGGGUUCUACAAAGGACAGAGUAUCACAGAUUAUGAAGUAUGGCUUCCCUAGCUUAGACAAUAUCCGUUCAUACGACGACUUCGUUUUGUCGUACGACCGUCGCAACAGAGUCCCGAACUGGGUCUUUGAGCAUAUCACUAAACUGCAUGUCACCAAGAAUGACCAGGUCGACCGGAGUAAAUGUGAAUUCAAACCUGAUGAGAGUAUACAUCCGUUCUUUAGAUCGCAAAACACCGACUACAAAGGGUCAGGAUUUGACCGCGGUCACAUGGCGGCGGCGGGUAACCACCGCAUCGCGCAGAAACACGUCGAGCAAACGUUCUACCUCACCAAUAUGGCGCCACAGGUCGGCGAGGGUUUCAACAGACACGCUUGGAACAGACUUGAAAAGCACGUGAGGAAGCUUACCAAGGUGUAUGAUGAUGUGUACUGCUGUACUGGACCUUUAUAUUUGCCCAGAAAGGAAGCUGAUGGCAAAUCCUAUGUGAAGUAUCAAGUGCUAGGAGCUAACACUGUGGCCGUGCCGACACAUUUCUACAAGGUGGUGGUGGGGCAGGCCUCCGACGGCAGCCUGGACAUGGAGGCCUACGUGAUGCCCAACCAGAGGAUACCGGACGAAACGCCUGUAUCUUCAUUCAUGGUGGCACCGGAAGUGAUUGAAAGAGCAGCCGGUCUUUUAUUCUUUGACAAAAUCCAUAGGAGCAAACUAAAUAGAAUUAACGGGAAGAAAGUAUAAAUAUUGAUAGAUCUUCUUCAUUCAAGCCGGUUACAAAGACUAUUGACAAAAGAGAGUUAUAUAGUUUUAAUCCCUGACCAUAAAAAGACGUUAUGAUAUGACACUCGUCAUCAAAAAAUAAUGGUAUUCUAGUCUCCCGUUAGAAAAACCAGACAGUAGGUAAUCAGCAUGUUUAUUCCAUAUUUUGUUUUUGUGUUUGUGUAUAGUUUUAUAUUGAAUAGAUCUUCCGUUAUUUGUAUAAGUAUGUUAAUAUAAAUUUGUGCGUGAGCAACGUAUGUAUAUAAUAAUAUAUUUGCAUUUUA